Messenger RNA from Leptidea sinapis, 1978 nucleotides. RefSeq names its product O-acyltransferase like protein-like. The coding region runs from base 27 to 1889 and encodes 620 amino acids. NCBI's taxonomy places the organism in Eukaryota, Metazoa, Arthropoda, Insecta, Lepidoptera, Pieridae. The transcript has 12 exons. Gene Ontology annotation, molecular function: acyltransferase activity, transferring groups other than amino-acyl groups. The record is from RefSeq and is a predicted model, not a curated record.
AAGCUUCCCUGCGGGGGCAACACGCGAUGAUCUCGUACUCAGUGAGCCUGCUGGUUGCCGCAACCAUCGCGGUCGCCGCAACCACCCCAGCUACGGCAACCGCCGCAAUCCUCCGAGAAUAUACUGACGCUGAGAGGACAAGUCUGCCGCGCCUGUUCCACCUGGAUGAUUAUGAUCGCUGCCUGGCUGCCGGGGGCCUCUACUGCACCGGCACCUUCCGGCUGCACUCCGAUAGACUCACCCCCGCCUUUAACUUCAUCAAGGAGUUCGCGGCCGACAGCCGGCACUUCGAUCGCACCUUACUGCAUCGAGGUUACUGCCUCAGUCAGCGAUGCCCGGCUCACGAGCCCAACACCACGCGCCGCUUCGAGCGCUGCGUGGAGCAGCACGGCCUGGUGCCAGGUCUUCGCGCGACGCUACUCUCACACUCAUGCACCUCGCAGGAGAGUGUGGCACUGGAGGCCGCGACCACCAAUACACCUCAGCGUCUGUUCCUGGCGAUCGUAUGCGCCGUGGUCGUCUUCAACAUCAUCGGCACCCUGUACGACCUGGCGGUUGACGGCGAAGGCAAGAGCGCGCUGCUGAUGUCGUGGUCCAUGCGCGCCAACUGGCGGCGUCUGACUCACACCUAUGACGGGGCGGACGAGGAUCCUCGCCUCCUCGCGCUGGCUCCCAUCCAGGGCAUGAGAGUUCUGCUACUGGCGCUGGUGAUGAUGACGCACGCUUCAGAGAUCCAGCACAAGCUGUUCCUCUACAACCCCGAAUUCCUGGAGAAGGCGCUGUCCCAUCCGAUCACAAUGCUGAUCCGCAACGGGUCGGCGCUGGUGCAGGGCUUCGUGGUCAUCUCCAACUUCCUUUUCGCGUACAGCAUGCUGCUAAUGGCCAAGAACCGGCAGCUCGGGCUGAAGCACCUGCCGAUGUGUCUGCUGCACCGGUUCCUCAGACUUGCGCCAGUCCACAUGGCUGUGGUUGGGUUCGCGGCGACCUGGUGGCGACGUGCUGGCGAUGGACCGCAGUGGAAUAGCAUCGUGGGCGCCGAGAGCGACAUCUGCAGGAAGAAGUUUUUCGCGCACGCCUUCUUCGUGCACAACCUGGUCAACCCCGAGGAGCACUGCUUACUGCAAACUUGGUUCAUAGCUGUGGACAUGCAGCUGUAUAUUAUAGCAGCGACACUGUCACUAUGGCUCCUGCAGAGCAAGAGGCGCGCCAUCCCGCUCCUGUCAGCGCUGUUCCUAGCGUCCUGUCUGCUCAACGUGGCCCUGGCCUACCUCAAUGACUGGAAGUCGCUCCUUUACAUCAUGAUGCCCGAAAACGUCCGAGUGACAUUCUACGAUGUGCCGUCGUUCUACCGCUAUUACGUGGCGCCCUGGGGCAGCCUUCCAGCCUGCUUCCUGGGUCUGCUGCUGGCACACGUGCACUUUCACAUGCAGGAGAACGGGUACAAGAUAUCCAAACACACCAUUAUUAUGUGGGUAUACCACAUGUCUGUUCCGGUGCACGUGGCCUGGAUCAUGAGCGGCAACUUAGUCCGGGAGCACACCUCGCGGCUGGCCACGUCUCUGUUCCUCGGCAUCGAGCGGCCAGGUUUCGCGCUGCUCGCUGCCAUCUACAUCAUCGGCUUUGUCAACAACGUACAGAACUUAUUGAGACGCAUACUCUCCAUGCGACUACCUCAAAUGCUUGGGCGGCUGUCACUGUCGGUACUGAUGCUGCACUGGUGUGUCAACAUGGUUCUCGUCGCAUCAAGAAGAACACUCUCUGAAGUCUCUGUUAUGAAUAUAGCGACGGACCUGAUCUCCACAAUCUGGUGGACACACGUGCUGGCGGUGCCACUCACGCUGCUGCUGGAGAUGCCGGUCCAGAAGACCUUCAAUGCUCUCAUAUCUUGAACCUCAUAUGCGUUGCCAUAUCGUGUUUAAAGUAAAACAAGCCUUUUAAGGUGUUUUUUUCCAAAACACAAUUGAAUUCCAUGUUAUUG